Leptopilina boulardi is the source of this 5474-nucleotide messenger RNA. Its product is annotated as SET and MYND domain-containing protein 4-like. The record is from RefSeq and is a predicted model, not a curated record. Gene Ontology annotation, molecular function: protein binding. Bases 272 to 2341 code for a protein of 689 amino acids. The transcript is spliced from 11 exons. NCBI's taxonomy places the organism in Eukaryota, Metazoa, Arthropoda, Insecta, Hymenoptera, Figitidae.
AUCAAGCUACAAGACUAGAAUUAUAAGAAUAGUUGCAAAAGCUGCUGGAUGAUAGUUUCUCGUUUCCUGUGCCAGCUUAAACCAAACUUUUAUCACUCUUUGAUAAGUCGUUGAUUUCCUACCAAUUUCACGAGAGAUUUCUUCCUUUUUUUUUUUUUUUUAUUAUUAAAAAAAAGUGUAAUUUUAGAAAACAAAAUAAAUAUCUCUACAAUGUUUUCGUAGCAAAAAAAAAAAAAAUUGCUAUAAAUCAUCCUAGUUCAACAAUACGAAAAUGGAGCAUCUAGAUCCAUUUUAUAGAACGCUCUGUUCUUCGGAGACUUUGCGUUCGAGUUCAAAAGGAUUUUUCUCCGAAUUUAGUGAAACUGUAAUGGAACAUGCGGGUGAAACGUGGAUCCAAAAGAUUUUUGGUAAACUUGAAAAUGACGAUGACAGAAUUUCAGCAUUAUUCACUGACACAAAGGUGAAAAAUAUUGUUCAUGACACUUUAAAGAGAAUAAUUCAGUUUUAUCGUGAUAAAGAUGCCACAAUAUCAAAAGACAAAAGACUUGAAGGAUUACGAUUGUAUGCUUUGGAUGAACACGAGAAAGCUCUUUUGCUAUUGAGUCAAGCAGUUCUCAGAGCGCCAACAACAGGUAAAAACCCAACGAUCGAUGAAGGAUUCAGUUUACCUUUGGCAUUUAUUGCAAGAGCCGAUAUUCUUUUAACUCUUGGAGAAUAUGAUUUGGCUCUUGAGGACUUACAAAUGGCUGACGAGCAACCUCUUAAUAAAACAAUAAAAGAAAAAUGCCAACAAAAAAGAGAGGAAUAUCAAAACCAUUUAGAGAAAUUGAAGGAAUCUCUUGUUCAACCGAAAAAUAAAAGAGAGAGCAAAACUGGAGAGCUUCCAGAUUUGACUGCUGGCGAAAAUCCAAUUCUUUCGGGAGCAUCAAAUCUUUUAGAAAUUCAAGAAAGUACUUUUGCUGGUCGUCAAGCAGUAGCAGCAAUGGAAAUUAAUCCGGGUGAUACAUUAGCGGUAGAGUCACCCUUAGCUUACUGUUUAUUACCAGAAUUUUAUGGAACACAUUGCCAAAAUUGUUUUUCAAGGUUAAGAGCUCCAGUAGGAUGCCCUGACUGCAGCAGUGUGGCUUUCUGUGGACGAAAAUGCAGGGACCAAGCACUUUCGACUUAUCACAAAUACGAAUGUAAAGUUCUUGCUCUUUUAAUAGGGUCUGGAAUGAGUGUACUUAGUACUCUCGCUUUUAGAAUGGUGUCUCAAGAAGGUUUGGAGAAAUGUUUGAAGAUGCACGAUAAAAUAAAUAAAAGAAACGCCGAAAACAUUUCAACAGUCAACGUCGAGGAAUUCACAAAAAUGAGUAAAUCUGCAAAACGACGACUUCGAAAAAAGAAAUUAAAAGAAUUUACUCAAAAUACAUUAGAAGAUGAUUCAAUUGCAUCAAAUGAAAAUGAAGAAAAUUUAUUGGACAUCAGAGCUUACGAUCUGGUAACACUUUCAUCUAAACGAACAGCUCAAGAUUUUUUAGAAAGAACAAUAAUGGCUUCAUUUUUACUAAAAUGCUUACAAUGCGUUGGUUUUUUUAAAAACAAUUCUAAACCAAAUGAGCCUCCAAGCAAUGAAGAAACCAAAGUAGGAUCGUUGCUCCUGAAAAACCUUCAAGUUCUUCAAUUUAAUGCUCACGAGGUUUACGAAACACGUCUAGGUAACCAGCAUCGCUUUCGGGGAAGUAAACCUGUUUACAUUGGAGUUGCUAUUUACCCAACAGUAGCUCGAUUCAAUCACGAAUGUUAUGGGGCAGUUACAAGGUAUUUUGUUGGUCGGAAUAUUGUGAUAAAAGCAUUGAGAACUCUAAAGCCCGGUGAAGUUGUGGCAGAAAACUAUGGACCAAUAUUUACAAAGAGAAACCUCAUCGACAGACAAAGGACUCUUGGUGGCAGAUAUUGGUUUCAAUGCUCGUGUAUUGCAUGCAGAGAAAACUGGCCAACAUUUGAAAAUAUGACAUCUGAUUCAGUUAGACUAAAGUGUCCAACGUUGAAUUGCAAUAAAUUAUUGGGACAACCACGUGAAAAAAAUAAAUUAAUCAAAUGUUUGGGUUGUCAGAAGAAAGUGAAUCUCGAUGGACAAUUGGAUGAAUUGACAAAUUGUUUAACACUUUAUACAGAAGGUUUAGAUUUAAUGGAAUUAGAAAAACCCAAAGAUGCUGUAAAUAAAUUUAAAAAGGCACUAAAGAUUUUUCAUAAAAUUGCAUCACCUCCACAUAGAAUGACACAUUUAGCAGAAAUUGCCAUGGCAACUUGUAUGGCCGACGCUGGAAAUACUUGGAGACCGAGCAUUAUUAAUGUAUGACAAGUUGGGAACGAAAACAGAAAAUUACCAAGUGAAAUGUUUUACAAAAAACUUCGAUUCUUUUUAUUAAUUAAAAUAAAUGAUAUUUAAAUUCAAACAAAUAAUUGAGUCUACUAAAUCCGAUUUUAAAUUAAAUAUUGCAAUACAGAUUUGUUAAUCACACUUCAAAAAAAAAAAAAAAAUAACGUUAUAUGAAACGAAAAUUAAGAAAAAAAGAAAAAAUUUGUAAGGCAAGCUUAAUAUCUGCUUCAUUAUGAGAGGGAGAUGAAUUAUUUAAUGUGAAAUCCUUCAUUUAAAAUCUCUUUGAAUUCACGAACAAUAGAAAACCCUAUACGGUGGUCGAACAUAUAUUUCAGAGCAUUAUUUUAUUAUCAACAAACUUAUAAAUUCAAAAACCAGUGUAUAGAACAUGUAUUGUAUUUUAAAAUAAAUAAAAAUAAGUUUAAAAAAAUAUUUCUAUAUGAGAAGAAAAAUUUCGUAUGUAUUUAAAAAUUUUAAUCAAAUGUUUUUUUUUUUAAUUUCUUUCAAAUUAAAUUGUUAAAUAUUAUUUGUUCUCAAAUAUAAAAUUCUGAACAAAAAGAAAUUGUCAAAAAUAGAAAAAAAAAAUUCUACUAAAUUGUAACCGUAAUGAAGAGGUCAUUAAAUAAAAAAAACUCAAAAUUAUAGUUUACAAUUUUUUCGAUUUUUUUUCUUUAUUUUUUUUUAUAAUGCACAUGUUUCGUGAAAAAAUUAAAUUCCAUAUAUGAAAUUAGUAUUUAGAGCUCCAAGUUUCGGUACAAAAUUCACUGGGCACUUCCAACAAAAUUCAGUCGAAAGAUAUUUUGUUCGAAAAAUGAACGUCUCCCUGAAGGAUUCUGUUUUAUUUUUUUUUUUUUAUAUUUUUUUUAUUUUUCUAUCGUUCCCCUUUUUAUUUUCUCUUUCACCCCUCCCAACUUUCUAUUCUUUGUUUUUUUUAUUCUUUUAAGUUUUCUUUUUCUUUUUUUUUUUUUAGUACCUAGUCUCAAGUAUCGGCAUCGGUGGAAAUUAAUUAAUUCAAUUAAUCGACCUAAUUGACAAUCGCGAUCUUCACGUGAGUGUUAUAAUUAUUUUUCUGCAAUGGAUAUUCGGAAGCUUUACAAAAAAAAUUUUGUAAGCUGAGAUGUGAAUUUUUAUUUUUUUUGCUUUUUAUUCUCUAACUCCAUCUCUCUUUUUCUCUCAUGAGAAUAUUGGAAAGAAGCCGGAAGAGAAAAUGCCGAGAUGAUAAAGUAUCUUUUCUGUGAUCUACUAUUGCCAAAGAAACGACAAGAGAGACUUCCGGUUUUAAAAAUAAUAGAUUUUUCACAGAAAAAUAUACAUUUUUACAAAACUUAUUUCUCUUCGACAUUCUAAGUUUUUUUUUUUUUUUUUCAUAGGAAAAAAUUACGAAAAGAUUUGAAGUUUUUGUUUUUUUUUUCAAAAAGAUGGUGCGUGCUUUGAUAUUUUUACUGUUUUUUUUUUGUCUUCUAUUUAUACUUAAAUUAUUUUUUCUUGCAAACACCACGCGUUGACUUCGACACACUGGCUAACUAAUGCGGCAAAGGAACGAUUAUAAUAUUCUUUUUUUUUUUAUCUGAAAAUCCCCAAAAUACGUUUUCACGAGGAUUCUAUGGUAAUUAGCCAAUUUCUCCCCUGACAUUAUUGAUUAUUCCCCUCUUUAAAAAGGUCUAGAUUUCAGUCGACAUAUGCAUUGUAUACUUUUUUGCAAUUACUUUCCCUUCUUGCUUGUAUAUUUCCUCGUUUUUUUUUUCUUCCUAUCGGAAAUUCUUUCACGAGAUCUGCGCUCUAUUAUAAUCAGCUACAAUGCUCCGUAGUGGUUACAUUAGUGUAAUAUAAAAAUCAGCAUAAUGUUAAUUACCCUUCCGAGGUAUUCGACCAUCAUUGAAAAAAAAAAAAUUCUAAUUUAAAUUGUCUUUUCAUCUAAUGUUAAUUAACUUUCAAACUUAUUGGUCACUUACAUAUUUCAUCUCGGAAGAUCGUAUUAAGGAUAUCACGAGGUGUUCUGCUUCAAAUGCAAUCUAAAUUUUCUUCUUGUAAAUUCUUCAAUUUUACAUAGUGAAUUAUUAAUUUUUACAUUUGAAUUUAUCAUUGAAAACAAAUUUAAUUAUUAAAUCAAGUAAAAUUACGAUUACAUUUUUCGAAAACCAGAACAUCUCGAUAAACCCCAAAAAAGUAUUUCGUAACCACACGUUUUUUUUUUUUUUUUUUUUUUUCUAAGAUAGUAUCGCUGAUACAAGUCUCAUUGAUUACUUUCACAUACAAUGAUAUUAUGCACAUCACAAGGGCUCAACACGAGGUAAGUAUCUCAAUUUUUUCCGAUUAAAAUAAACGCAAAAAUUUUGUUUGCUUUUUUUUUGUCACAAACAAAUGCGAGUACUUUUUUUUCAGUGAAAAAAUUUUCCCAGCGAGGAUAUGAAAAAAGAAAAAAAUCUAUAAAAUUAAUUGUAUAAAUGUAAAAUUUUGAUAAACUUGUGUAGAAAGAAAACUUGUAAAUUUUAUUUCCUGAGGUUUGUGCUACAAACUAAAAUUUUAAAAAGAGCAUCAUGCAAAGUUUUGUAAAUAUUGUAAAUAUAUGUGUACAUAUAUAUAUAUAUAUAAUAAAUAUAUAUAUACAUACGUCUCUCUCUCUCUCUCUCAUUUCUCUCUCUCUCUCCUCUCAUGACAAAUCACACAUGUGUUUGUCACUCGAGUAUUUUUUAAAUGAUCUAUAACAAGAAACUCGAAGAAAAUAAUUAAUUAAAUAUAAUAAAUAUUGACAAAAUAUUCUUUAUAAUUAUUUAACAAUUUUCUUCGAGUUUCAAGUUUAGUACUGAUUGUUUUUUUUUUUUUUUCAUUAUUGUCAAAAUAAAAAUGACAAAAUUCCAAUCAAUAAUAAUUGUUCAAAAAUACAAUUUUUUCGCCCAUUUCUUUUUUCUUUGUUUUUAGAAAAAAAAAAAUCGAAGGACAAAUUUUUUCAAUGUCGAACAGAUUAUUUCAUUAAUGACGACAAAAAAAGUUGAUUAUUUCAAGAAUUUUAAAUUCAAUUUUUCUUUUAUAAAUAAUUAAACGCACAUUAAUUGUGCAACUGUAAAAAAAUUCAAUCAAUUCACAAAAACGCGUAUUAAAAACCUAAAUUAGU